AUGGCGUCCGCGACCACCACGUCGGCGGAUGUUCCGCACAUCGCCCAGGCCGAGUCCUUCCCGGACGGCACCACUGACCACAUUCCCCUCCGCAAGAAGGCCUACGACAUCCGCAAGCCGCACAUCUCGGAGCAGCCGUGGACAUGGUCCAACUGGUAUCAGCACAUCAACUGGCUGAACACCACUUUCAUCAUCUUCAUCCCCCUGGCCGGCUGUGUUGCCGCCUACUGGGUCCCUCUCCAGAUGAAGACUUUGUACUUCUCCAUCGCCUACUACUUCUUCGCUGGCCUCGGCAUCACUGCGGGCUACCACCGUCUCUGGGCCCACUCCAGCUACAAGGCCCGUCUCCCUCUCAAGAUCUUCCUGGCUGCUGGUGGCUCUGCUGCUGUUGAGGGCAGCGCUCGCUGGUGGUCCAGCUUGCACCGUUCUCACCAUCGCUACACCGAUACCGACAAGGAUCCCUACUCGGUGCGCAAGGGUCUGUUCUACAGCCACAUCGGCUGGAUGGUUGUUAAGCAGAACCCUCGCCGCAUCGGCCGUACCGAUAUCAGCGAUCUGAACGAGGACCCCGUCGUCGUCUGGCAGCAUCGCAACUACCUCAAGUGCGUCGUCACUAUGGCCCUGAUCGUUCCCACCCUUAUCUGCGGCCUCGGCUGGGGCGACUGGGCUGGCGGCUUCAUCUAUGCCGGCAUUCUCCGCAUCUUCUUCAUCCAGCAGGCCACCUUCUGCGUCAACAGCUUGGCCCACUGGCUCGGCGACCAGCCAUUCGAUGACCGCAACUCGCCCCGCGACCACGUCAUCACUGCCCUGGUUACCCUGGGUGAGGGCUAUCACAACUUCCACCACGAGUUCCCCAGCGACUUCCGCAACGCCAUCGAGUGGUACCAGUACGACCCCACAAAGUGGUUCAUCUGGCUCAUGAAGUUCGUUGGCCUUGCCUACAAUCUCAAGACCUUCCCCCAGAACGAAAUCGAGAAGGGCCGUCUCCAGCAGAUGCAGAAGAAGCUCGACCAGAAGCGCGCCACCCUCGACUGGGGCACUCCCCUCGAGCAGCUGCCCGUCCUCUCCUGGGACGAGUUUGUCGCCGAGGCCAAGAACGGCAGGGCCCUCGUCUGCAUUGCUGGCAUCAUCCACGACGUCGGCAAGUUCAUCCAGGACCAUCCUGGUGGCAAGACCCUCAUCUCGUCCGCUAUUGGCAAGGACGCCACUGCCGUCUUCAACGGUGGUGUCUACAACCACUCCAACGCCGCCCACAACCUGCUCUCGACCAUGCGUGUGGCCGUCCUCCGCGGCGGCUGCGAGGUCGAGAUCUGGAAGCGCGCCCAGGCCGAGAGCAAGGACGCUGUCCCCGUCACCGACUCGACUGGCAACCGCAUCAUCCGCGCUGGCCAGCAGCCCACUCGGGUUCCUCAGCCCGUACAGACUGCCGAUGCUGCUUAA
Messenger RNA from Thermochaetoides thermophila DSM 1495, 1440 nucleotides. RefSeq names its product acyl-CoA desaturase 1-like protein. The record is from RefSeq and is a predicted model, not a curated record. NCBI's taxonomy places the organism in Eukaryota, Fungi, Ascomycota, Sordariomycetes, Sordariales, Chaetomiaceae. Gene Ontology annotation, biological process: unsaturated fatty acid biosynthetic process. Gene Ontology annotation, cellular component: endoplasmic reticulum membrane. The transcript is spliced from 2 exons. Bases 1 to 1440 code for a protein of 479 amino acids. Gene Ontology annotation, molecular function: stearoyl-CoA 9-desaturase activity; iron ion binding; heme binding.